AUUACCUUGCGAAAUCACCGCUACGCUAGCCCGAGAUGAUGGUCAUCCUUCCCUAGUGAUGGCGGUGAACGGUUCUUUUUAACGGAGCUUCACAAUAGCCUUCUGUGGCGGCCUGUGAAGUAGCGGUUAAGAGCAAGGGCUUUCGUAUCACACUUAGUUGUGAAUCCUGGAGGAACGGCUUGAACUCUGACACUGUCCUUGCUUGUAGAAUGCGGAUAAUUCUUUCCCAUCUUGCAGAGUACUUUCGAGGACUAAAGGAAUUUUUCUUGGUUGACAAGUUUAUCAUGGUGCGGGUACAUAGGUGAUACUAUCAGUGUUAUUUGAUGAAUAAGGAAACUCGGCUCAGAGAAAACCACAUUGUACAUCCUCAGUGGCACUUCAUUAGACCCUUGUCUUAGAGCAAGGGAAGCAGCUGCCUUUCUGAAGAACUCAGUGCCUGGGGGAGGACCAGUAGUUGUUUUCUGAGGAACUGUGGAAUGUGCCCUUGGAGGCACAAGAGAGCAGAAGGAAGAUGCUCCAGACCAGUAACUACAGCCUGGUGCUCUCCCUGCAGUUCCUGCUGCUGUCCUAUGACCUCUUUGUCAAUUCCUUCUCUGAGCUACUCCGAAUGGCUCCAGUCAUUCAGCUGGUGCUCUUCAUCAUCCAGGAUAUCGCAAUCCUCUUCAACAUCAUCAUCAUUUUCCUCAUGUUCUUCAACACCUUCGUCUUCCAGGCUGGCCUGGUCAACCUCCUCUUCCAUAAGUUCAAAGGGACCAUCAUCCUGACAGCUGUGUACUUCGCCCUGAGCAUCUCUCUUCAUGUCUGGGUCAUGAACUUACGCUGGAAAAACUCCAACCGCUUUGUCUGGACAGAUGGACUUCAAACAUUGUUUGUAUUCCAGAGGUUAGCGGCAGUGUUGUACUGUUACUUCUACAAACGGACAGCUGUGAGGCUGGGCGAUCCUCGCUUCUACCAGGACUCUUUAUGGCUGCGCAUGGAGUUCAUGCAAGUUCGAAGGUGACCGUUCUCUGUCACAUCAAUGAACGCCUUUCCUUCCUGACAGAAGUCACACUGGGGGCUCUGCAGAGGGGGCAGCCAGCCCUGCGUGCUAGGAAGUAGCUUGACAUUCCGAGGACAGGCCCCAGCCGGCCAGUGUGCAGCAGGUGAAGAGGAGGCGCCGCCCUCCAGCACAUUAACGCGUCCCCAGUGCAGACUCCUGAACGUCCCUUCCCAGCCUCCUGCCGCAGUCCCACCCCCGUUCCCUCCCGCCCUCUGCCUUCUUCCUCACCAAGGGCUCUGUGGCUUUUCCCAAGGGAACUUUCCACUGACCCUAGUACAGGAGCAGCUCCCAAUCCCUCCUCUGCACUGCACACUAAUGAUUGAAGGAUGCAAAGAGUGACUUUUCUGGGCUCCUGACUGAGCACACAUCAGACAUUUAGAUUUUAUACCCAAGGUACUUUUUUUUACAUUGUAUAAAUAGGAAAUAAAUUCUUUUCCAUAAAUGA
Molecule: messenger RNA, 1484 nt
Organism: Bubalus bubalis (water buffalo)
Lineage: Eukaryota; Metazoa; Chordata; Mammalia; Artiodactyla; Bovidae
Gene: TMEM138
Product: transmembrane protein 138
Exons: 5
Coding region: 512-1000 (162 amino acids)
Cellular component (GO): cilium
Source: RefSeq, a predicted model, not a curated record